AUGGUGCCUAAAGCUAAGAAGGAAGCUCCUGCCCCUCCCAAAGCCUUAGCCAAAGGGAAGGCCUUGAAAGCCAAGAAGGCAGUGCUGAAAGGCAUCUACACCCACAAAAAGAAGAUCUGCACAUCACCCACCUUCCAGGGGCCCAAGAUCCUGUGGCUCCGGAGGCAGCCCAAAUACCCGCGAAAGAACGCGCCAAGGAGAAACAAGCUUGACCACUAUGCCAUUAUCAAAUUCCCCCUGACAACUGAGUCAGCCAUGAAGAAGAUUGAAGACAACAACAAACUUGUGUUCAUUGUGGAUGUCAAGGUCAACAAGCACCACAUCAAACAGGCUGUGAAGAAGCUCUAUGACAUUGAUAUGGCCAAAGUCAACACCCUCAUAAGGCCUGACGGAGAGAAGAAGGCUCUUGAUUAUGAUGCUCUGGAUGUUUACAACAAAAUUGGGAUCAUCUAA
Molecule: messenger RNA, 453 nt
Organism: Cricetulus griseus (Chinese hamster)
Lineage: Eukaryota; Metazoa; Chordata; Mammalia; Rodentia; Cricetidae
Source: RefSeq, a predicted model, not a curated record